Messenger RNA from Triticum aestivum (bread wheat), 620 nucleotides. Its product is annotated as 50S ribosomal protein 6, chloroplastic. The record is from RefSeq and is a predicted model, not a curated record. NCBI's taxonomy places the organism in Eukaryota, Viridiplantae, Streptophyta, Magnoliopsida, Poales, Poaceae. Gene Ontology annotation, biological process: translation. Bases 90 to 455 code for a protein of 121 amino acids. Gene Ontology annotation, molecular function: structural constituent of ribosome; rRNA binding. Gene Ontology annotation, cellular component: chloroplast; ribosome. The transcript has a single exon.
CAAUCCAAAGCCACCCUCCGUCCUUUCUUAUCCCAAACACAACACUCGUGUAGCUCUCCCCUGGUCUAAGCAGAGGCAUUUCAACGAACAUGUCGCUCGUCACAGCUUUUCUGGCGGGCUCAGCGGCGCCGGCGGUCGCGCCACGGUCCGCCCGCCCGUCGGUGGGCUUCUUUGGGGUCGGCGGAGGGUGCGCGCUGUCGGUGGAGUGCUCGUCGCGGCCGCAGAAGAAAGGGACCAAGCACCAUAUGAAGACGCGGCCCAAGAAGACGCAGCGGUGGGACAUCAAGCGCCGCCCCAUUCAGUACGAGCCGCUGCCGGCGCUUCCCGAUGACUGGACGCUCGUCGCCGCCGGUGAGAAGGAAGAUGCGGCGCCGCAGGACGAGGAGACCACGCCCGCUGCUGCCGUUGAGGUCGAGGUGGUCGCCGCCCCUGCCGCCCCUGCCGCCGCAGACUGACGCCGUGAAGUCCACUGUGUCCUCUCUGUAUUUUAUUUCCUUCAACUCUCCGCACGCAUGGUUUUUGCUUGAGAUUAUUAACCAAUGCUACACUUUGCAAUUACAACCCUGAAUUCUACUUCAGUGGCCACUGCACCUUUAGAUUUUAGUGGUUGCUUUGCUCGA